This is a messenger RNA of Symbiodinium necroappetens, 2358 nucleotides long. Lineage: Eukaryota; Dinophyceae; Suessiales; Symbiodiniaceae. The record is from the annotation of a GenBank genome assembly.
AUGCUUGGGGUCUUCUUGAUAUGUGCCGGGAUGGUCUAUAUCGUGCUGCCCAUCUUGCGGAAGUUUGGGCUUGAAAUGAAUGAUUCCGGUCGAAAACAGAGAAAGCGAGAAGCGGUCCUGAAGGCUUUAAGGAAGGCGCUUGACAAGCCGUUGGCGGACUUUGGCCUGACCUGGCACGAUGUGCAGGAGUCCGGUGUGCUUGAAACGGAGACAACCGGCGGGCUGCAUGAUGAUGUCGAAGACCCCCUUGCCUUUAUCGAAGGCAAGCUGGCUUCCUACCCACUCUUGGCUUUGAAGAUGUGUCUGCAUGCGGCACGCCAAGACCCUUUCUUUGACACACUCUGUGAAGAGGCCAAUUUGGAAUGGCACGACUUUACCCAAAAUCCAGACCUCCUUGUAAAGGGCGUCAGGGCGGAAAGCUUGCAGCAGGCAGUUGCCGACAGGAUGCCGCCCAGUAUGCUGGAGAACUGUGUUUUGCGCACUCGGGCAUGGAAGCUUCGCCACAAGUUCCAGGACGAGGCCACAGAGCAAGAGGUUCCCCUCGAGGAUGUCGUGAUCGAAGUUGCCAAGAGAUGUGGCAGUCCCUCCGAGCUAAAGAAGAUGGAGGCCGAUUGGAGGCUUUUCUCCUCUUUGGUACGUGCUGUCUGCAGGGAUCUGAGGCAGGGGCAGCUCGUCGAAGAUGAUGAAGAUCUCGGGCGCCAUCGGAGCACCUCCCGUGCUAUGUCGAAAAUGAUGAAGUCCAACUCCAAGAUUAUGAAGAUGCUCCACUUUGGUGAUGAAGACGAGGGUUUCAACGGGAUCGAUCCCGAAUCAUUGGACUUCGGCCUGUUCACCUCGUUUCCACGACCUGGGAGUCUUUUCUUUCAGUGCAUCCCGGUUUUCUGGGUGACGCUUAUUGGCAUGUGGCCAGAGCUGCUAUCCAGCUUCUUGCAGAUGAUCAGAUGCCGAGCAAUUACCGUCGAUGAUCCAUCGACAGGCCUUCAACUGAUGCAGCAGCGCUUGCGCUCUCAUCCCGAAGUGGUCUGUUGGGGUGAGGACCAUUUCCUGCUGGCACUGAUUGCUUGCAUUGGCCUUGGCGUGUGGUGCUUGGGCGUGCCUGUCCUGCUUUUCAUCCGCCUAUACUGCCUGGAUGACCGGCAGAGCCCAGAGAAUUACCGAAAGUAUGGAUACUUCAUUCAGGGCUUUGAGCCAGCUUUCUGGUGGUGGGACAUUAUUGUCAAGCGGGUUGACAUCGGCCUCAUGAACAUCAUCACAUACACAAACCUUGCAAACGAUGAGAAAGCAAAGCUGCUGCUCUUCCCUUUCCUGUCCGGCGUGCAGUUGACGUUGUGCGCGUGGUGCAGGCCAUUCACGAAUAGCCAGGCCGAAAUCCUGGAUUUUCUGGAAAUGUGCCUGUUGAGUUUCCGCUUCGUGCUCUUCAGUAUGGUUGCAGUGAUGCUGAUCUUCAACCCCUCCGCAGAGAUGACCUGGGUUUUAGCGGGUUUUCUUGUCUUGCUCCUUGCCAUGGUCUGUGGCUAUUUUGCGCUGCACGUCGCCGCGCAGUUCCUCCGCACGGCAGGAGUUGACGAAGACAGUGACGAAGAGGAGGAGGAGCAAGUCGGAACGUCUCCCACCACGCCAAUGUCGACUAGGUCCAAACGCAAACGAAAGCAGAGCUGCUUCAUGCGUUUGGUAGGCACUGUGAAGUCAACGAUCUUGCGAACCUUGGCAUUUUUUCUGCAAGAGUCAGACGACGAGAAAUUUGUCGUGCAGUGGUCGGUUUUCAAAACCAAUGUGGAGCUUGUCACCGCCGGUGAUCCGCAAGCCGUGACUUCAACCGGACUUCGUGCACGAAUAGUGUCGUUUGCCAAGGGCAUCCGAGCUUCCGUGCUGCGGUUUGGUUCCGGCGUCCAGAGACAAGUUAUGGUCAAGGCCUUCUCCGAGUUUUCGAUCCUCUGGUUGGAUGAGUUCGGCCAGAGUUAUCUACCAGCGGAUGCAGUCCAGAUCUUGUGUGCCCUUUCAACUACAGCCAAGCGUGUGCCACCGAAAACUCCGAAGGAUCGUGUAUUCGACAAGUGGAAGCAAGAGGUGGAGGCCCUAGUGCAUUAUACCAACGAUCCGGACCACGUUUGGCACAUAAGCCCCGACUACAUUCUGGAAGUAACACAGCGUCUGGGCAAGCUGGGUGAAGAAGAAGGCGUCCGCCUGGUAGAAGGAAUUCAAGGUGUUCUUCAUGCGAAGAAGGACAAACACGUGCUGGAGGAGGUGCUUGAGGCCAGAGCAUUAGCAAGAGUUCCCCGAGAAGUUCCGGACCUUAUGGAUGAGGCUAUCUUGGACUCGCAGCUGAGUGCGCUGACGAACGAUGUUUGGACCUCGUAA